Rhagoletis zephyria (snowberry fruit fly) is the source of this 1390-nucleotide messenger RNA. RefSeq lists its product as uncharacterized. The record is from RefSeq and is a predicted model, not a curated record. NCBI's taxonomy places the organism in Eukaryota, Metazoa, Arthropoda, Insecta, Diptera, Tephritidae.
AUAAUUUGCCAGCAACCGUUUUAAUUAUGCCGAAAACGCGUUCCGAAGUAAGUAAGGAUGCCGCUGCGAGAGAGGGAGAUAGCGAUACAAAUGACGAUUUCGAAGAAACGGUUAUUCGACAGCCUCCAGCGAGUUCACUCGCUCACCAAUCGCUCGAGAUGAGACUAACUGAAAUUCUUCAGCAGGUGCAAAAUCUUCAAGAAGAAAUAAGGCAAAACAGAUUAGUGCAAGCAAACACGGUUGCCACCGACGAAAUAAUUGCGACGGCAUUCAGCGUAAUCGGUCGUUCUCAAGCUAGCUCCCAGCCCGCUCCGACACGUAAACUAUACGAUUUGCCGGAAUUUGAUGGGCGGCCAGAGGACUGGCCGAUGUUUAAAGAAACGUUUUUAAUGACAACUGAAGUGUAUCAAUACAGUGACACUCAAAAUAUGAUGUCGCAUUGAGCAACUAGUGACAUUCGCGACCAAAGUCCAGAACUUGUCUUCGUUUCUUCAGGCGGCUGACUGCGAACACCAUUUGUCCAAUCCGACGCUGAUGGAAGAACUGCUGCUGAAGCUUCCGGUACAAAGACGCAUCGAGUGGGUACGUCAUGCUACAUCAAUUGUUCCGAGACCAACAAUUUGUCACUUCAGCGAAUAGCUACAAGAGCUGUCAACGAUUGUGAGUUCAGCCUGCGCGUAUACGGGUUCGGAGCAGCGCCAAAAUAAAUAUGAGGGGCGUCCAAGGAUUUUCCACGCCAGUGAGGCUAUCAGUGACGGUUCGUCGCGAACGAAGUGUGAUGCAUGUACAGAGAGACACUGGUUAAGUAAAUGCAGGAGAUUUCUGGCGAUGGAUCUCGGUGACAAGUGGCGUCUAGUUCGUCGAAAAAGGCUGUGUUUCAACUGCUUGAAGGGAAACCAUCGCAGCAAUGCUUGUGAAGAACAGCACGAAUGCGGAGUUAGGGGUUGUACGAAAAUGUUGCACGCACUUCUUCAUGAACCCAGAGAUCGAGAGUGGCAGUUAGCGCAGCGGGGGCAGGCAUCACAGUCGACACCGCUGUUAGCGACACAACAGACUUUACCAUCGGCAUCAGGACAUGCGGCGCAGAGGCAUGGGGCAUUUGAGGCAGAGGUACAGCAAGUCUUUACGAAUACUAUAGGGCAAUAUCCCGCGCCGAACUUAUUAUUUAAGAUACUCCCCGUGUUGCUAUACGCCAAUGGUAAGGGAAUUUAGUGCUACGCGUUCUUCGAUGAAGGGUCAGCCAUAUCAUUGAUAAAUAGUGAGUUAGCAACGCGCCUCCGGUUUAGGGGCGAUAGCGAGAAUUUGACGUUACAGUGGUUUGGUAGCACGACCGUUACAGAACCUUCGAGUAGGGUGAGUGUACAGAUUUCAGGUGUCGGUCGUAACCGCA